AUGGGGGGCGAGGGGGCGGGCCGCGGCGCCGCGCGCUGGCACGUGGGCGACUCGCCCCCGCGCGCGCCCAUGGGCUUCGCGGCGCCCGCGCAAGAUGCGCCGCUCGACCGCGGGCUGGCGCCGGCGCCCGCGCCCGCGCCCGCCGGCAAUGCCGUGCUCCAACGGACCCACUCCAGGUCGAUGUCGUCACUACCGCCGGAGCCGUUUAUGAUGCUCCGCGCGAAGGCGCUGAGCAAGCGAGUGAUCAUCAACGUGGGCGGAGUGCGGCACGAGGUGCUGUGGCGCACACUCGAGCGGCUGCCGCACACGAGGCUCGGCCGCCUCAGGGACUGCAACACUCAUGAAGCCAUCACGGAACUUUGUGACGACUACUCGUUACAAGAUAAUGAGUACUUUUUCGAUAGGCAUCCGAAAAGCUUCAGUUCCAUACUCAAUUUCUAUCGAACUGGAAAGUUACAUUUAGUUGAUGAAAUGUGUGUGUUGGCGUUUAGCGAUGAUCUCGAGUAUUGGGGUGUGGACGAAUUGUACCUGGAGUCGUGUUGUCAGCAUAAGUACCACCAGCGCAAGGAGCACGUGCACGAGGAGAUGAGGAAGGAAGCCGAGAGCUUGCGGCAGCGAGAGGAAGAGGAAUUCGGUCAGGGCACUUGUGCUCAAUACCAGAAGUGGCUUUGGGACCUCCUCGAGAAGCCGACCACCAGUAUUGCAGCCAGGGUCAUCGCGGUCAUCUCUAUCCUCUUCAUCGUGCUGUCCACGAUAGGGCUCACUCUCAACACGAUACCCCAGAUGCAAGUAUACGACGACAAGGGCGCGCCCAUGGAUAACCCGCAGCUGGCCAUGGUCGAGGCGGUGUGCAUCACGUGGUUCACGCUCGAGUACGUGCUGCGGUUUAGUGCUUCGCCGGAUAAAUGGAAGUUCUUCAAAGGUGGACUGAACGUGAUAGACUUACUGGCUAUAUUGCCUUAUUUUGUAUCUCUCUUCUUGCUCGAAACCAAUAAGAACGCCACUGACCAGUUUCAAGACGUGCGUCGUGUUGUGCAAAUUUUUCGUAUUAUGCGAAUAUUGCGCAUUCUUAAACUCGCCCGACACUCGACCGGGCUACAGUCGCUCGGGUUCACGCUCAGAAACUCCUAUAAGGAGCUUGGAUUGCUCAUGUUGUUCCUUGCGAUGGGAGUACUCAUAUUCUCCUCAUUGGCAUAUUUCGCUGAGAAAGAAGAGCCGGGAACUAAAUUUAUUUCCAUUCCGGAAACGUUUUGGUGGGCCGGCAUCACCAUGACCACAGUCGGAUACGGUGACAUUUACCCCACGACCCCGUUGGGCAAGGUCAUCGGCUCAGUUUGCUGUAUUUGCGGCGUGUUGGUAAUUGCGUUACCCAUCCCCAUUAUCGUCAACAAUUUCGCCGAGUUUUACAAGAAUCAGAUGCGGCGCGAAAAGGCGCUCAAGCGACGAGAGGCGCUCGAACGCGCCAAGCGCGAGGGCUCCAUCGUUUCCUUCCAUCAUAUAAACUUACGCGACGCUUUCGCCAAGAGCAUGGACCUCAUCGACGUCAUCGUGGACACAGGACACAACUUGUCGCAGGCGGACGCCACUAGUCUGGAGGGCGAGGCUCCGGCCACCACCGGCUGCUACAAACAGUACGAACACUCCAUCACCAAUAAACUGCCUCAGAGUGGCGACCCUGGCCAGUUUCAGAGCAGCCCUCAGAAAGAGCGCCGUUACUCGAACGAGGGCUUCGGUUCGCCGGAGAAACGCUUGCUCAUAAAUCCUGAACCUACACCAGAAAAGAAGAUGGCUGACAAACAGCUUGACUUGGAUCAGCUGCCUUCUGAGUUUGAAUGUUGUUUUUGCACGUUCAAGGGGUACAAGGAGUUCAUCGACGCCGAGCAGCUGAUGCCGAUGUCGACGUCAGACCUGCGGCAGCCGGUGUGCGUCGAACUGGCGUGUUUGCUACGGCAUCCUGCGCCCAAAGCUCUGCCCGAAGCCACCCCCAAUAGUCUCGACAGCCCAGAUACAUUUGCAUCAUGCCUUACGCACCCUUUUCCUUCAGAGGGCGACAUCGCAUGCGAGAACGACUCAUCAAACUUGUAUGUGAAUCCUCUGGAUGGUAGCGGCGGUGGCGGAGCGGGUGGGGGUGGGGGCGGGGUCAGUGCCGAAUUUAACGGAGUGCGCAGGAGUGCAUCUGGGGAUGGAAGCGUGUUGUGUGCCAAAGGUUCACAGGGCGAAGGGUCGCCGCGAGGGUCUCGGGUCAGCCUGUCGGGCGCGGGGGCCUUGCCGGCCGCGGGCGCGGUGGCCAUCGCAAGGCCGCUGGACGCCUCUCGCACCAGCCUACCGCAGCAGUUGGAUGACGCGCCCCCUGUCGCUGACGACGCCAAGCCCAAACACAGGAAGGCCCGCUUCCAACAGGACUGGACGGAGGAAGAGAGGAAGCCACCGAGAGGGAUAGCUACGAGGAUAAUUAAUCAUCACAUCCUUUUUGGUAAGAACGGAAACAAACGCGGCGGCGGCUGGCCGCUAGAGGGCGACUCACGCUCACGCUCCAUUCUCAAGAAUAAGGAGUCACGAGGCACCGACAGCGAGCUGCUACUCCAGGAGACUACCUCGCUCGGUGCCAACGGCGAUUCUGGCAGCGAGUCGUCGCCGAUUAGAUUGAAAGACUUCAAAGGCCAGAACCACAAGGGCGGCGCUUCAGAGAGGGACAACCUAGUAACGUAG
Messenger RNA from Spodoptera littoralis (African cotton leafworm), 2709 nucleotides. The record is from the annotation of a GenBank genome assembly. Lineage: Eukaryota; Metazoa; Arthropoda; Insecta; Lepidoptera; Noctuidae.